AUGGGUGAUGCCGGAUCUCCUCCUCCCCCUGCUCAUUCCUCUUCAUCACCACCCGCACAUCCACAACCCGUCCGCUCCGGCCUGCCCAGCGCCCACCCCACCGCGUCGUUCUGGCAGACGUCCUUCCCCAACCCCCUGGCCCAUCACCGUUCGACGCCGGAGCUGCCCGCGCACGCGGACGUGGUCGUCGUCGGGACGGGGAUCAGCGGCACGUUUGCGGUGGAUGAGCUGUUGAAGAAGAAGCGUCACAUUGCCCGAACAACAGCGACGGCAACGGUAAAAGAUCUCGAUCAUGACGACGAUGACGAUGACGAUGACACCAGCCUCACCGUCCUGGCCCUCGACGCCCGCACGCUCUGCUCCGCCGCCACGGGCCGGAACGGCGGCCAUCUGCAGCCCGUCAUCCACAAUGCGCCCGCGCACAUUAUCGAUUUCGAGCUACGGAAUUUCCAUCACGUCGAGGCGUUGGCGUUGAGUGCGUCUACGUUUCGAGGGGGUGGAGAUGGCCAUCACGGCAAUGGGGAUGGGAAUGGAAAUGGGCAUAACAGCGACCAUGACGAGUCUACGAGAUCUUCCCCUUCCUCUUCUUCCUCUUGGUGUGAUUUCCGCCGUCUCGAGGGGUGUCUGGGGUUCUGGAACGAGGAGUAUUUCCAGGACGCGAAGCGGGAUCUCGCUGCCACAGCUACUGCUACUGCUACUGCUACAGACAAGAACAAGAACAAGAACAAGAACACGCCCGUCGACGACUACGCCGGCCUAGCCCGGGUGGUUGAGGACGCCGAGGAGCUGGGGGCGCUGGGCCUGCGGGUGCGGAGCGGCGCGGUGGGCGCCAUCGUCCAGAGUGUCGCGGCCAGUUUGAGCCCGUACAAGCUGUGCGUGGGUGUGUGGCGGCGUCUGCUCGAGCGGUUCGAGGAGAAGGGCAAAUCGGCGGGAGAUGGUAGGAAUACAGCAGCGGGAACUGAAGCUUCAGGCGCACGGUUGUCGAGACACAGCUUGAAUUUGCAGACCGACACACCCGUCACGGCGCUGGAGAGAGUUGACUCCAACAGCAACAGCAGCAGCAGCAGCAGAGGUUACGGGUAUGGAUGGAUAUUGCACACGCCGCGCGGCAGCGUGCACGCACACACGGUCAUCGUCGCCACGAACGCCUACACGUCGCAUCUUCUCCCAGAAUUUGCACCCUUGAUCCGCCCCGUGCAGGCGCAGAUGUCUGCCCUCAUCCCUCCACCACCGGCACCGGCACGAGAUCUGGCUGGGAGGCACACGAUGAACAACACCAACACCAACAAUCAAGAAGCAAGGAAACUGAUCCCGAUGAGCUACGGCUUCAUGGGCGUUGGGGCCAUGGACCGCGUUAUGAGCGACUACCUCGUGCAGAAUCCGUAUGAUAAUACUCGUAUUAGUCAUCACCAACACCAACACCAUCUUGGUGACGAGGAUGAUGACCGAGAGCACGAGCACGAGCGAGAGCACAAAACCGAUGGCAUUGGUGGUAGUUACGAUGGUGGCGGCCACCUCAUGUUCGGCGGCGGCCGGCACCUGGCCCUCCACCACGGCGAGGGCGUGUGGGACGACGACUUCGUGGACCAGGCCGUCGAGCGGUACCUGCGCAGCCUGCCGGAGCGACUGAAUCUGGAUUUGAAUCUGGAACUGGACACGCGAGACAAGGACGAGGCGGCCGCCGUUUCAUCGUCACAAAAACAAACCCCCCUCCUCGCCAUCGCGGCCUCCUGGACCGGCAUCAUCGGGCACUCGGCCGACGGACGCCCGUGGGUCGGCGGCGCGCCAGACCGCGCCGGCGUGUUCGUGUGCGCCGGCUACACGGGCCACGGGAUGACCAACGCGCCGCUGUGCGGGCGGGCCGUGGCGCGGAGGGCCUUGAGAGCGCUGGCGCUGAAGGGGCUGAUGAUGGAGGAGGAGGAGGAGGAGGAGGGAAAGGAGACGACAGCAGGGGAUGUGGAUGUGGAUGUGGAUGUCCCGCCAGAAUACCUCAUCACGCAAGAGCGGAUCGAGCGUGUUCUGCAAGCAUAUGCAUAA
Molecule: messenger RNA, 2037 nt
Organism: Fonsecaea erecta
Lineage: Eukaryota; Fungi; Ascomycota; Eurotiomycetes; Chaetothyriales; Herpotrichiellaceae
Exons: 1
Coding region: 1-2037 (678 amino acids)
Cellular component (GO): cytoplasm
Molecular function (GO): oxidoreductase activity
Source: RefSeq, a predicted model, not a curated record